Molecule: messenger RNA, 1924 nt
Organism: Cuscuta epithymum
Lineage: Eukaryota; Viridiplantae; Streptophyta; Magnoliopsida; Solanales; Convolvulaceae
Source: the annotation of a GenBank genome assembly
AAUGCCAAACUUUUCAGGACUGAAGGAGUGUAAGAUGAUUCAGAUUCAGGUAGAACAACAAAAAGCUUAGUUGAAUAAGAGCAAUGGCGGUUCCCAAACCGAACCACUGUAAACAGUCUACGCCAAAGUUUGCGUGUUGAACAUUUGUCACAAGACUUCGAAAAUGGCACGUCAGCCGUCAGGGGGCAGAAGCGACUAGACUCGCGGUUUGAAGUUCUCUAUUUCCAUCAUCAACCUCUUGAUUACCUAAUCUCCGAUUCCUAAAUCACCCCCACCGCCUGAGCUCAGACCACUUCCCGGCCAACCUGCCUUCCAAAACAUAUCUUCUCAUUGAGUUAAUUUUUGUUGUUUUCAUUUUCUUAUCCUUUCUUCUUCGAUCAGAGAAUUUCUGCAUUGUUGCUUUGAAUUUUCUGUUGAAGUCGAUGUGACCGUGAAGUAGGGUUGAAGUCCAGCUGCAAUAUGGUGGUAGACGAAUUUUAACUUGUAAGAGCUGAAGUUUUUGCUGAAAAAAGUAAAUACAAACAAAAAUGUCGGUGACGGAGCUCAGAGAGCGGCACACGGCUGCAAUGCAGACCGUGAGUAAUCUCCGAGACCGGCUUAAGGAGGAGCGCCGCCGUCUCCUAGAUACAGAUGUCUCUAACUAUGCCAAGUCACAAGGAAAAACUCCUGUCACCUUCGGCCCGACAGAUCUGGUCUGUUGUCGGACCCUGCAAGGGCACACGGGCAAGGUGUAUUCACUGGAUUGGACUCCUGAAAAGAAUCGUAUCGUCAGUGCAUCUCAAGAUGGAAGGUUAAUAGUAUGGAACGCUCUCACAAGCCAGAAGACACAUGCAAUUAAGCUACCAUGUGCUUGGGUUAUGACAUGUGCAUUUUCUCCAAGUGGACAGUCUGUAGCCUGUGGAGGGCUGGACAGUGUUUGCUCCAUCUUCAAUUUGAACACUCCUCUUGAUAGAGAUGGGAACUUACCCGUGUCCAAAAUGCUUAGUGGGCAUAAGGGUUAUAUAUCAUCGUGCCAAUAUAUUCCAGAUGAUGAGAUUCACUUAAUAACAAGUUCUGGAGAUCAUACUUGUUUUCUGUGGGAUAUAACUACCGGUCUGAAAACUUCUGCAUUUGGGGGUGAGUUUCAAUGUGGGCAUACUGCUGAAGUGUCAAGUGUCUCGGUCAGCACAUCAAGUACACGAAUGUUUGUCUCUGGGUCGUGUGAUAAGACAGCCCGCCUUUGGGACACUCGUGUGGCUAGUCGAGCAGUCCGUACAUUCCACGGUCAUGAAGGAGAUGUUAACGCCGUCAAGUUCUUUCCAGAUGGUAAUAGAUUUGGUACCGGUUCUGAUGACGGGACUUGCCGAUUAUAUGACAUUAGGACUGGGCAUGAAUUACAAGUCUACUCUCAGUCCCGUAGUGAUAAUGAACUCCCCCACGUGACUUCCAUUGCUUUCUCAAUUUCUGGCCGUCUUCUCUUUGCUGGGUACUCCAAUGGAGCUUGCUAUGUAUGGGACACUCUAUUGGCAAAGGUGGUCCUAGAUCUUGGUGCAGUUCAAAACUCUCAUGAUAACCGCAUAAGCUGUUUGGGAGUAUCAGCUGAUGGAAGUGCAUUGUGUACAGGAAGUUGGGAUACAAAUCUCAAGAUUUGGGCUUUCGGAGGGGUCAGAAAGGUGAUAUGAACCAGAUGGAUGGCAACUUCUUCCAUUUUGGAACUUUUUAUCCUUCAUAAUGGCAACACUAUGAGGGAGAUGAAAUCGUUUAUGCAUCUGUAUUAUUAUUUUCCGAGUUGUCUGGGAGCUUUGUAAUAUUAUUGUUAGGGCUAAGUAUAAAUAUAUCCAAGAGUUAAACUAUAAGUGACAAAACACCCAUAUCCACCUGAUCUUUUCUUGAAUUUUGGAACAGUACUACUCUUCCAAAGUUCACUUUUAAUAUAAAAAUACCC